UCAUAUAGUCUCCGCUGCUGAAGAGAGCAGCUCGUGCUUCGGCUCGGUGUGUGAGUCUCUUAGUCUGGUGUCUCGGCAGCUCAGAUCGCGUUUGUCAGAGAUGCUCGUGUUUUAGACGCAGCCAGCAUCAGUUUCCGUCGCGCUGAAAGGAAUGAGAGCAGAGCAUCAAUGUUUCACUGGGGCAAGUGGAAGAAGAGGAUGGGAGCGAACAGUUCAUCCAAGAGACCAGUGUUCGACGACAAAGAGGAUGUGAACUUCGAUCACUUCCAGAUUCUGCGGGCCAUCGGGAAAGGGAGCUUCGGGAAGGUGUGCAUCGUGCAGAAGAGGGACACGGAGAAGAUGUACGCCAUGAAGUACAUGAACAAGCAGCAGUGCAUCGAGCGGGACGAGGUCCGGAACGUCUUUAGAGAGCUUGAGAUCCUUCAGGAGAUUGAACAUGUGUUUUUAGUAAACCUCUGGUACUCGUUCCAGGAUGAGGAGGACAUGUUCAUGGUGGUGGAUCUGCUGUUAGGAGGAGAUCUGCGCUAUCAUCUGCAGCAGAACGUACAGUUCUCAGAGGACGCUGUCAAACUCUACCUGUGUGAGAUGACGCUGGCGCUCGACUACCUGCAGAGCCAGCACAUCAUACACAGGGACAUCAAACCGGACAACAUCCUCCUGGACGAGCAAGGUCACGCGCAUUUAACAGACUUUAACAUCGCUACCAUAAUCAAGGACGGCGAACGAGCCACGGCGUUAGCGGGUACAAAGCCUUACAUGGCUCCAGAGAUCUUCCAGUCGUUCAUGAGCGGGGGAACCGGUUAUGCCUUUGAGGUGGACUGGUGGUCACUGGGCGUGACGAUCUUUGAGGUUCUGCGAAGCUGGAGGCCGUACGACAUCCACGCCAGUAACUCGGUGGAGUCUCUGCUGCAGUUGUUCAGUACGGUCAGUGUGCAGUACAGCUCCUCCUGGAACAAAGACCUGGUCUCGCUGCUCAGGAAGUUAUUGACGGUAAACCCAGAGCAUCGCUUCUCUAGUCUGGCUCAAAUGCAGACAGCACCCUACCUCUCCGAUGUCAACUGGGACGACGUUUAUGAGAAGAAGAUGGAGCCCGGCUUUGUUCCCAAUAAGGGUCGCCUGCACUGCGAUCCCACCUUUGAACUGGAGGAGAUGAUUCUGGAGUCCCGUCCCCUUCAUAAGAAGAAGAAGCGACUGGCAAAAAACAGAUCGAGAGACAACAGCAAAGAUUCUCAGUCUGAGAACGACUAUCUUCAGGAGUGCCUUGAAGUCGUCCAGCAAGAGUUCAUGAUUUUCAACCGUGAAAAGUCGAAGCGUCGGCAGGAGGAGGGCUGUAUGGGAGCAGAUGGAGACGCCGAUCCAGACGGAGAUGGAGACGGAGAUGAGGCCGAGGGAGGAACGGAGGACGAAGAGACGGAGGCCGAACCCGAGGCCGAACCAGAGGCCUCCAAACUGAGCAUGUGUGGCUCGGUCUGCUCAUCUCCAGGAAGCUGCUAGCGCCCCCUGCUGUCUCGGAGCUGCUCACCGCGCCUUUAAAAGCCCUCGUGAUCCGAGCCGUGAGUGAGCCGCAUGGCUUCUUUCGUCUCUGUCGCUCCUAGAGUAAGUUUGAACUUCUAUGCAACGUAACUCUUCAGCAUGAUGUAAAAUAGAGAUUUUAGAGGCAAUUGUAAGACUGUUCGCUUGAGUAUGACGACGCCACAUGAAACACGCCAGACGAUGGAGAUCUUCAUGAUGAAUCCACACGCAUCAAGCUCCUUGAUGAGCAACUGAUAACUGACUUAAUUGUGUUUGUAUGUUUACAUGUGUGACUUCUUAUGGAUCAUGGAAGCAUCUGGUGCCUCUUGAAUUCAGGACAGAGUUUCCUGCUUUCAUGUGCUGCUAGAAGUCAAAUUGCAGGACUAAUAUUUGUUAUUAAAAAAAUAUGAUCUUAAACACUUUUCAAAGCCGCCUAAGUAUUAGAAAUGAAGCAGAUGUUGUUCUUCCUCUAAAAAGUAUUUAAUGGACUGUUUACGGAGUAUUUAUUUUUGUGUGUUGUUUUCCAAUACAAAUGUCAGACGAUUCGUAAAUCGAGAUAAAUUUGGAGAAGCAAAAAGAUAUCAUCAGAUAUGAAGUCUUCUUUUCUGUAAAAUGGUUCAAGAUUAAGUUGUGGGUGUUGCCGAGUCGUUUGAGACGUUUGACUUCCUCCAGCACUUUAAAGCAGAAAAUCCUCUGUCGAAUCAGAUCUAGAGAGUCGUUUGUUUUGUU
Carassius carassius (crucian carp) is the source of this 2241-nucleotide messenger RNA. Its product is annotated as serine/threonine-protein kinase 32C-like. Gene Ontology annotation, biological process: regulation of signal transduction; G protein-coupled receptor signaling pathway; protein phosphorylation. Lineage: Eukaryota; Metazoa; Chordata; Actinopteri; Cypriniformes; Cyprinidae. The coding region runs from base 169 to 1494 and encodes 441 amino acids. The record is from RefSeq and is a predicted model, not a curated record. Gene Ontology annotation, molecular function: G protein-coupled receptor kinase activity; G protein-coupled receptor binding; ATP binding. The transcript has 12 exons.